UCGGACGUUAACUACCGUCAAUAAUCCAGUAUAUCGCGGGAAUUGACCGUUGAACUUGAUCGAGCGUUUAUCUUCGGGCGUCAAUAACAGAGGAGAACGUCGAGGGAUCGCGAAGGGAGGAGUAUCCCUCGCGUGGAUCCCUAUCCGCUUUCCAUCGGAGUGCCCGAACGGUGUGUCUCGACGCGUUUAAUGAGAGACUCGGCAGAUACCAAGGUUUACGCGCGGCGGUUAUGGCGACUUAACGCGCGGUUAUCGCGGCCGAGCGCGCGCUUACCCGGGAACGCGGAUCUUCUUUCUGGGACGGCACCGUAGAACGGUAGAGCACACCGCGAUAAUGCACAGACGGGGAGGCAAGCGGAUCCGCAUGGACGAUCCGGUGCCGCCGGAGUACGAGACGCCGAUGACACCGAUGACGCCGAUGAACGACAAUUCCGGCGGGGACGCGAACGACUACAACCCGUACACGCCGUACAACCAGGCGUCCCAGACUCCGCUGCACAACCCCACCCCGGAGCAUUACUCCUCCGAGAGCUACUCCUCGCCGGGCACGUCUCAGCAGCAGUACCAGGAGCAAUCGGGAAACUUUGACAAUCAGACGCAAUUCGAGGCUCCCGCGACGCCGGCAGCCUCUAACAUGAGGAUCACGAGGAACACGCGCGCCAGGAUGCGCGGAAACGUGGUGCAGCAACCCAAGUACAAAGAAGUCGACACGGACUACGUUCCAUUGCCCAGUGGUAAAGGCAGAGGCGGCGGUGGACGGGGACGUAACAAGAGAGCGCAUCAUUCGCACAGUUUGGAAGACGAAGCUAGUCUUUAUUAUGUUAUUAGAAAUAAUCGUUCGUCGCUCACCACUAUUGUCGACGACUGGAUAGAAAAGUACAAAAGUAACAGAGAGAACGCGCUGCUUAUGCUGAUGCAGUUUUUCAUCAACGCAAGCGGCUGCAAAGGUCGCAUCACUUCCGAGAUGCAGCUGACCAUGGAACAUGUGGCGAUUAUUCGCAAGAUGACCGAGGAAUUCGACGAGGAAAGUGGUGAAUAUCCGUUGAUAAUGACGGGACAACAGUGGAAGAAGUUCCGCGCAAACUUUUGUGAAUUCGUUCAGAUCCUCGUUCGACAGUGCCAGUACUCGAUUAUUUACGAUCAAUUUUUAAUGGACAACGUUAUUUCUUUAUUAACUGGACUGUCGGACUCACAAGUGAGAGCGUUCAGACAUACUGCAACGCUUGCAGCCAUGAAACUGAUGACGGCGUUGGUAGAUGUUGCUUUGACUGUAUCCAUAAAUUUGGACAACACGCAACGACAGUAUGAAGCGGAGAGGCAAAAGGCUCGGGAGAAGAGGGCAGCGGACAGACUGGAGUCCUUGAUGGCAAAGCGGAAGGAAUUGGAAGAGAAUAUGGACGAAAUAAAGAACAUGCUCACAUACAUGUUCAAGUCCGUUUUCGUUCACAGAUACAGGGAUACCUUGCCGGAAAUACGCGCGAUUUGUAUGGCGGAGAUUGGAGUCUGGAUGAAGAAGUUCCACCAAAACUUCUUAGAUGACUCCUAUUUGAAAUAUAUUGGCUGGACUUUACAUGAUAAAGUUGGAGAGGUUAGGCUCAAGUGCUUGCAGGCACUGCAACCGUUGUACGCGUCGGAGGAACUGAAAACGAAGCUCGAGUUGUUCACGAGCAAGUUCAAGGAUAGAAUCGUCGCGAUGACAUUGGACAAGGAAUACGACGUGGCGGUGCAGGCUGUGAAACUGGUUAUCUCGAUCCUGAAACAUCACAGAGAGAUCCUCACUGAUAAGGACUGCGAACACGUGUACGAGCUCGUCUAUUCUUCGCAUCGUGCGGUUGCGCAGGCGGCCGGGGAAUUUCUGAACGAGCGCCUAUUCCGUCUGGAAGACCAUGCAAUGGCGAACGUUAAGACCAGACGUGGCAAGAAACGAUUGCCGAACACGCCGCUUAUUCGCGAUCUUGUCCUGUUCUUCAUCGAAUCCGAGCUACACGAGCACGGGGCGUACCUGGUCGAUUCCCUGAUCGAAACUAACCAAAUGAUGAAAGAUUGGGAGUGUAUGACGGAUCUUCUGCUGGAGGAGGCCGGCCCCGACGAGGAGGCGUUGGACAAUCAGAAAGAAACGUCCCUCAUCGAAUUGAUGGUGUGUUGCAUAAAGCAGGCCGCUACGGGCGAAGCGCCGGUCGGCCGUGGACCUACUCGAAAAAUCCUGUCGGUGAAGGAGCUCAAACAAGUUUUCGAUGAUAAGCAAAAAUUGACGGAACACUUCAUUCAAACGUUACCGCUGUUACUCGACAAGUACAGAGCCGAUCCCGAGAAACUGGCGAAUUUACUCGCGAUCCCGCAAUACUUCGAUUUGGAUAUUUACACGAAAUCCAGACAAGAAAUGAAUUUAGACUCUCUGUUGAAUAAAAUUCACACGAUCGUGGAGAAGAUGCACGAUACCGAAGUACUGGAUACGGCGGCCAAAACUUUAGAAAACAUGUGCGUGGAGGGCCAUGCUAUUUUCACCAGAUGCGACGUCGCUCGUUCAACUUUAAUCGAUUCGAUUGUAAACAAGUAUAAAGAAGCGAUCGACGAAUACAGAAAUUUGAUUGAGGGAGAUGAGGAACCGGACGAAGAUGAAAUAUUUAACGUUGUCCAAUCACUUAAAAAAGUUUCCAUCUUUUACGCCUGUCACAAUAUGAAUCCUUGGGGUAUAUGGGAUUCAUUGUAUAAGGAUAUUGAGGAUGCGAAGGAUCCUGCAAAAUGUUUACCACACAAGGCAGUUAAAUACUGCAUAAGCGCAUGCUUCUUUGCCAUUUUGUGGGGCGAGAAUCAUCUGAUGGACGCUGCGGACUCGGGCAGUCGUGGCGAGGACGAGUGCCGGCAGUUGAAGGAACGACUGCACUCAUUUAUGGGUUCGAUGCGCCAUUUCGUCAGUGGCGAUAGUAGCAGCGCGCCGACGCCACCGAUCUUAAGGGAAGUUGCGUACAAUACCAUAUGCGAUCUGUUGGUGGUAUUCUGCAACCAACUGACUACGCACUCUAAUCCCUUGAUGCAUCAGUUGGUGUACGAGCCGGACCAAGCAAUGCAGAAUAUGCUCAAUAGAUUUAUACAAGAGUAUGUUUUCUCCGAAGAGGAAGACGAUGAGCAUGACGAACACUCUAAAAUCGAGGAGCUGCACAAACGAAGAAAUUUCUUGGCUGGCUAUUGCAAGUUAAUCGUAUACAACAUGAUCCCCACGAAAGCUGCGGCGGAUGUGUUCAAGCAUUACGUCAAGUAUUACAAUGACUAUGGCGAUAUUAUUAAAACCACGUUAGGGAAAGCGAGGGACAUCAACAAAACGAAUUGUGCGCUAACGAUGCAACAAAGCUUAAAUAUCUUGUACAACGAGAUUAUGGCCGACAAAGGCAAGGUGAACAGGAACAGCGAAGAAUUUACCGCGAUAAAGGAACUCGCGAAGCGAUUUGCCUUAUCCUUCGGUUUGGACGCCGUGAAAAAUCGCGAAGCGAUCACGGCCUUGCACCGUGCGGGAGUGUUAUUCGUCAUUACCCCGCCGGAUGGUGUCGAGCAGGAUCCUACAGGUCCGCCGCCGAAUUUACCGUUCCUCGAGAUACUGUCGGAAUUCACGAACAAGCUGCUCAAGCAGGAUAAACGUCUAGUACUCAACUUUCUGGAUAGACGGCUACAAGCUGGCAUGCCGUCUUCACGAGGAGAGGAUUGGCAGCCCUUACUAUUGUACAGAAACAGCUUGUUACACGGUGAAACUGAUCAAGUUCCAGUUACAAGUAAACGAGCUUACACAAGACGCAAGAAAGAUCAUUUAGCAGAAGAAGAGGAUGCUGAUGAACCUGAUGAAGGUUCCGAUCACGAACUUGCUGGCAAACAGAAGAAAAAGCGCGGUCCACGGAAAAAUCAAUCACCAGUUAAAGGUGUUAUACGCGGACCCAAAGCAAAUGCUUUCUAUGAAAAUAAUGACACUGCACAAAUGCAAACAUCUCCUUCGGCAACUAUAGAAGACAACUCGACGAGUCCUUCACAGGACAUCGAUAACAGACUUAAGUCUUUACAAAUCCAGUCGAGAUCACGGCGAAGUCAAGAGCACGUGGAGCACAGGGAAUUGCGGAGAACCUCUAGAAACUCAGGGAGAUACGUUGAGGGGCAAUAUAUGGAAUCUGAUUCCGAGUAGGAGACAUCAUAUCGUUAAAAACUUCGCUCUCUCGUACUUUUGAAUUUAGAUAAUUGGACGAUUGAAGUAUUGUGAUAUGUAUUCAAAGCAGCUACGCGAUUUGAGAAAUAUAAAAAAACAUACUUAACUUAUGUAGGUAAUAUAAAGCUUUUAGAGCGAGUAUUAAUACAUUUUGAUAGAUGAAUACAUUAUGUUACAAAGUUACACUUAUAAAAAAAAA
Wasmannia auropunctata (little fire ant) is the source of this 4385-nucleotide messenger RNA. It is a transcript of the gene SA1, whose product is annotated as cohesin subunit SA-2. The transcript has 18 exons. Gene Ontology annotation, cellular component: nucleus; cohesin complex; chromatin. Gene Ontology annotation, biological process: sister chromatid cohesion. NCBI's taxonomy places the organism in Eukaryota, Metazoa, Arthropoda, Insecta, Hymenoptera, Formicidae. Gene Ontology annotation, molecular function: chromatin binding. The coding region runs from base 335 to 4165 and encodes 1276 amino acids. The record is from RefSeq and is a predicted model, not a curated record.